CUGCUAAUCCAUUUGGGAGUAUGAACCACUACUAACUCCUUAUCUCCUUUGUUGAGUGAUCAUCUAGAAGAUUGCAUCAAGAAGAACAUAGAUCGAAUUCCUAGUGAAAGUGCAUAGAGAUCAUGGUGGCCAAGGAGUUUGGGAGAGAAGUAAUGAGCAUGGACAAGGUGAAGACGGACGGAGAAGCGCUUAUCGCCGCCGGAGAUGAGGAGGAAGACGACGUGGUGCUCCCGGGGUUCCGGUUCCACCCGACCGACGAGGAGCUCGUCACGUUCUACCUCCGCCGGAAGGUGGCGAGGAAGCCACUGAGCAUAGAGAUCAUCAAGGAGAUGGACAUCUACAAGCAUGAUCCAUGGGACCUCCCUAAGGCGAGCACGGCUGGUGGAGAGAAGGAAUGGUACUUCUUCUGCCUGAGAGGGAGGAAGUACCGAAACAGCAUCAGGCCCAAUAGGGUCACCGGCUCCGGGUUCUGGAAGGCGACCGGCAUCGACCGCCCCAUCUACUCCGCCGCCAACUCCGGCGAGUCCAUCGGCCUCAAGAAGUCCCUCGUGUACUACCGCGGCAGCGCCGGCAAGGGCACCAAGACCGACUGGAUGAUGCACGAGUUCCGCCUCCCGCCGGCUGCCACCGCCGCCAAUGCCUCCCCGAGCAUGCAAGAAGCUGAGGUGUGGACCAUCUGCAGGAUCUUCAAGAGAAACAUCACCUACAGGAGGCAGCAGCCGCAGCAGGUGUGGAGGCAGCCGGCGGCCGCCAGCAACGCCCUGCCACCGACCGACUCGAGCUCGAACACGGGGAGCGGCUUCGAAUCCGACGGCGGAGACGAGUACAUGAACUGCCUGCCGGCCUCCGCUCCGAGCGCGCCCCGGCAGCUUCACUUCAGCAAUCAGAUCAACAUGCUCAACGGCGGCGGCGGCUUCUUCAGGGAGAGCGGCGUGCACAACCAGCAGUUUCAGGGACAAUGGUUCAACUCCAUACCUGCGCCAGCAGCAGUAGAGCAGAAGCCGCAGCUGAACUCGCCGGCGAUGACCAUCGCGUUCCAUCAGAACGAUCAGAGCCUCGCCGCGAACGAUUUCUGCAAAGACGGGUACUGGGACGAGAUUGCAAGGUUCAUGGAGGUCAAUGAUCCAACAGUAUUUUACGACUGUAGAUAUGCUUGAUCAGGAACCUAGCUUCGUCUUCAGAGUUCAGACUCCAAAGUAGAGACUAGAUACAGUGGUGUUCGCCGACCAGGAACCCAGUGUGUAAGACUGACAUGCAGGGCCCACUCCACAGAGGCCGCUAGUCAGUUAGAUUUUGCCUGCGAUCUGCUCCCAACCACACCUAUGUUUUUUUAAUGAUCUGAUAGAUACAUUAUGUGUUGUGACCAAUGUAAGAUUUAUGUGCGCACUGGCUAGGUAUGGUAGAUAUGAGUAACAAAAUAAACAUAUGUUUGAGCCAGGAA
Setaria italica (foxtail millet) is the source of this 1441-nucleotide messenger RNA. Its product is annotated as transcription factor JUNGBRUNNEN 1. The transcript is spliced from 3 exons. Gene Ontology annotation, molecular function: DNA binding. Lineage: Eukaryota; Viridiplantae; Streptophyta; Magnoliopsida; Poales; Poaceae. Bases 123 to 1157 code for a protein of 344 amino acids. Gene Ontology annotation, biological process: regulation of DNA-templated transcription. The record is from RefSeq and is a predicted model, not a curated record.